This is a messenger RNA of Nyctereutes procyonoides (raccoon dog), 2957 nucleotides long. It is a transcript of the gene SHISAL1, whose product is annotated as shisa like 1. The record is from RefSeq and is a predicted model, not a curated record. Bases 96 to 695 code for a protein of 199 amino acids. Lineage: Eukaryota; Metazoa; Chordata; Mammalia; Carnivora; Canidae. The transcript has 5 exons.
GCGGCUCACCCCGCGGGCGCCGGCUCCCGGCGGCGGAGCGAGGAGCGAGCGCGCGGCGGGCACGAGGCAGCUCCCCACGGAUCGAUGCCAGCCAAAUGAUGACCAGUUGUGGCCAGCAGUCCUUGAACGUGCUCACCGUCCUCUCGUUGCUGAUCUCUGCAGUCUUGUCCGCGCACUUCCGAGUCUGUGAGCCCUACACGGACCACAAAGGCCGCUAUCACUUUGGCUUCCACUGCCCCCGGCUCUCGGACAACAAAACCUUCAUUCUCUGCUGUCACCAUAACAACACGGUUUUCAAAUACUGCUGCAACGAGACUGAGUUUCAGGCGGUGAUGCAGGCGAACCUCACGGCCGGCUCCGAGGGCUACACGCACAACAACUACACCGCCCUGCUGGGAGUGUGGAUCUACGGCUUCUUCGUGUUGAUGCUGCUGGUCCUGGAUCUUUUGUAUUACUCGGCAAUGAACUACGACAUUUGCAAGGUUUACCUGGCGCGGUGGGGCAUCCACGGACGAUGGAUGAAACAGGACCCCCGGCGGUGGGGCAACCCUGCCCGGCCCCCCCGGCCAGGGCAGCCCGCCCCGCAGCCCCAGCCCCCGCCAGGCCUGCUGCCACAGGCGCCCCCGGCCGUGCACACGCUGCAGGGAGACGCCCACAGCCCGCCGCUCAUGACCUUCCAGAGCUCGUCUGCCUGAAAACCCUUUUGCCGUGCCUCAGGAUGGGGGAGGUGAGACCCGAAGCACCCGGCCCAGCCUCCAGGAAGAACAGCUUCAACAGAGACCCCCGGGAGAGCCAAGGUGGCUGCGGCGGUGGCAGAGGAAGAAAUGCCACCUGUGCCCACAACCCCCUUCCAUGGACUUCCAAGAUUAGGAGCAAACUCAGGGGUGGGGGCCAGGGGUUGUAAGGGAGGGGGUCUUGAGCCACCCGUCUGCAAGCAAUAGUCCCAUUCUGGGCUGGUGGCUUCUGAGAGGUGACACCGUUGUGGACUCAGGAUGACCAACACAAAGCUGCUCUGGCUAAUUCAAGCCGUAGGGAUUAGGCCUGUGCAUUGUUCCUGUGGGCCCCUUGUCUCUACUCCAUCCAGUUGUGGCCUGUGGGCCUAUCUGUGUCAGGAUACCAAAUGUGAGUGUGUGUGUACACGUGUGUAUGCGUGUGUGUGUGCGCACGUGCACGCGUGUGCAUGUGAUUUGAGGUGUUCUUUUUGUUUGAUUGAUUGGUUUCUAUUGGAGUCCCCCCGAGUCCUCUGAUGGGCACAGGUCAGCGGUGGUGGGGGCCCUUGCCAGCGUCCCGGUUCAAGCUUCUUGCUGCAGCUGGCAGCUAUGAGCCAGCGAGCCUGGGGCACAGCCCCCCGAGGUCUCAGAGGGCGCUGGGGAUUUGAAAAUGCUCAUGAGGGUUUGUUCUUAUGGAAUUUGUUCCCAUAGCAGUGUCAUGAAAGGAGGCCACGCAUCUUGGGCCGUCCAUGGGGCAGGCACUAGGCUGCGUGUCUUCAUGCGCUCCCUCUCUCACCGCCUGGGAGGGGGCUGUGGUGAACCCCCUGCAGAAAUGGCUCUGAGCAGGGAAGGUGCCCAGGGUCACACAGCCAGGAGACCAGCCCCUCUGUUUGAUCUUAGGGGUGUAGAACCCAAAGUCCAAGGUACCCCCAGCACAGUCCCUGGGACAUCUCCCCAGUGAUUUCUCAGCAGACUGGCUGUUGCCCUGCGUUCUCUGCCAUCACUGCCCUGCAGCCCUCAUCCACAUGGCGCAUUCUGGUUACGCAUCUGCUGUGUCAGGCCCCAGGCUGGGCAGUGAUGGGGACUAGCCCUGAGUCAGGCAGGCCUUGUCCCUGCCCUGCAGGCGGGGGUGGGACAGACAGACAGAUCUGUGCUGGACAUGGUGAUGAGGUUCUGCAGAAGCCCCAGGGGGAAGUGUCUAGAAACCAUUCCACUUCGGAGUCCCACGCAAACUCGGAUGCCUCUAACAUCCACUCCCCAGAGCUCCCCCACCCGCCACCCACCCCGCGGGCCCAGGGCAUACACAUGGAAGGGCAUUGCCCGGGAAAUGAUGUCAUGGGCCACACUGCCAGUGUAGACACACUCAUUCCACUGGUGUUAGUAAUAACCAGGUCUCCCCCCAGCUCUUAGCAGGGGGGACCCUGCUAAAUAAACGUGUGUCCCUCUGAUGGCGUGUUCCUUGCUUAGCCAGACCCAGUGCCCUUGCACACAGACUGCUCUUCGGGCGCAGCAGUGAGCAGCGAGGCUCCUGUUCAUGGGGCUGGUUUUCCAGUUGGGGAGAGGACGAGAAGUGAGUCAGGAUGCAGCAGUAGUGGUGAGCGCCCCGCCGAGAUUUCAGCCAGAACAAUCUGUUGUGGAGGGUGUUGAGGUUGCGCAGUCUGGGUCUGGGAAUGCCUUUCUGAGCAGGUGACCCGGAAGCCCAAAUCUGGAUGAUAAGCAAGAGCCAGCCAUGGGCCUGGAAGGCAGGGGAAGAGCAUCCCAGCGCAAAGGCCCUGGGGCAGCAGCACGCUUGAGUGUUUCAAAGAACCAAAGAAAUCCGGGAUCCAGGAUGGCUGGGACCCAGAGGGAGGACAGAAGGAGUUGAGGGCGGGGGGUCCAGCUCUGGAAGGCCGCACAGACACAACUCCCCAUCCUCUGAUAAAGGAUUUUCCAGGCAACCUGGCUCUCCAGCUCCCCGUUUCAUGGCCUAGGAAACCAAGACGCAGAGGGGCCCCGUGACUUGCGCCCGUUCACCUGUGGCGGACCAAGCCCGCGGCUUCAUGCUUCUCCCCCAGACAGUGGCACCCAAGCACAUGGCUCGCAGAUGCAAAGGGGGAAGACUUUGUUGGGGUCUUGAGUAGGGAUGGGCCUGCCUUCCUUUGCCCAGGCCGCUGUGGGGAGCUUUGGGGAGGGGGGCUUGGCAGCUGCUCAGCCCAGGGGAAUCAGCUGUCACCUGCAUCUGGGGUGCAGAGCCUGGGGAAUCCGGAG